Rhopalosiphum maidis (corn leaf aphid) is the source of this 1377-nucleotide messenger RNA. RefSeq names its product GTP cyclohydrolase 1 (gene Pu). Bases 302 to 1093 code for a protein of 263 amino acids. Lineage: Eukaryota; Metazoa; Arthropoda; Insecta; Hemiptera; Aphididae. Gene Ontology annotation, molecular function: GTP cyclohydrolase I activity; GTP binding; zinc ion binding. The transcript is spliced from 5 exons. The record is from RefSeq and is a predicted model, not a curated record. Gene Ontology annotation, cellular component: cytoplasm. Gene Ontology annotation, biological process: tetrahydrofolate biosynthetic process; tetrahydrobiopterin biosynthetic process.
CGCACACGCGCGCGUCGCUCCUCCGAAGACCCGAUCGGACCACGACAGCCGCGGUGAUACUCUCCCGGAAUCGCAUUCAGUGUCGUACGCUGACCGUCACCAGACGUCCGGCUCUGUUCACCGUCGCCCAAGUCCCAUCGAUCAUCGUUUUCCUUUUUCCACGUCCGUUAUAAUAUUGUCAUAACAUAUUAUACACAACAAUACUGUUUAAUAUUCUCUCGUUCGUCACCGACCGCCGUUACCACCGAUUCUGUCGAUAAGAGAUAAUUUUGUAUACACAUCCGAAAGACUAACGAUAGCCAUGGCCGCGACGGUUUCCAACGGCAACGGCACUGACGUGGUGAGCCUACUAAAAAAGACCAAACCGCCGGCACUGAAGAAACUGGCGUCGUGGAAGGACGAAAACGAAUUCGACGAUACCGGCAACCCGAAAACGCCAAGAACGUCCACCACGCCGGGUAAGAUGCCGGGUCAUGAGCACUGCACGUUUCACCAUGACUUAGAGCUGGACCACAAGCCACCUACCCGUGAAGCCCUGUUACCGGACAUGACUGACUCGUAUAAGAUGCUUUUGAGCGCGUUGGGAGAAAACCCUGAACGUCAAGGGUUGUUGAAGACUCCAGAGAGGGCUGCAAAGGCAAUGCUGUUCUUCACCAAAGGCUACGAUCAGACGCUGACAGACGUACUUAACGAUGCUGUAUUUGACGAGGAUCACGAUGAAAUGGUUGUGGUGAAGGACAUUGAAAUGUUUAGUAUGUGUGAACAUCAUUUAGUCCCAUUCUACGGGAAAGUUUCGAUUGGAUAUUUGCCGAAAAACAAAAUUUUGGGCCUCAGCAAACUUGCACGCAUCGUGGAGAUGUUUAGCAGAAGACUUCAAGUUCAAGAACGACUAACUAAACAGAUCGCUGUGGCUGUCACCCAAGCCAUCCAGCCCGCUGGAGUUGCUGUGGUCAUUGAAGGAGUUCAUAUGUGCAUGGUCAUGAGAGGCGUGCAAAAGAUAAACAGCAAAACCGUCACGUCUACUAUGUUGGGAGUGUUCCGAGACGACUCAAAGACGCGCGAAGAAUUUUUGAACCUAGUCCAGUCAAAUUGAAUUUUGCGAAAACAACAUCAACGUCAUUACAUUCACAAGACAUUUACAACAGCGAAUCUUUAUAUAAUCCUAAUGGAUUACUAUUAUCAUUCGUACACACACACAUAUAUAUUUAUAUAAUAUAUGUAUACAUAAAUAACAUUAUACACAAACUUAUUAGCCACUCUCACUUACCUACGUAUACACGAGAAAAAAAUAUUUACUGGAAUUAUAUGUGUGUGCACACUUCUGAUUAAAGCACAUAAUAAUAUAUUGGGCAUAAAAGGCUGGGUUUUAAAAUUAUU